Thecamonas trahens ATCC 50062 is the source of this 9540-nucleotide messenger RNA. RefSeq lists its product as uncharacterized. Gene Ontology annotation, biological process: calcium ion transmembrane transport. The transcript has 2 exons. Gene Ontology annotation, cellular component: membrane. Gene Ontology annotation, molecular function: calcium channel activity. NCBI's taxonomy places the organism in Eukaryota, Apusomonadida, Apusomonadidae. The record is from RefSeq and is a predicted model, not a curated record. The coding region runs from base 1 to 9540 and encodes 3179 amino acids.
AUGGAUGGCGACCAUGCCCUCCGGUUCGACGACGUCGUCGUCCUCCACCUCCACAACUCAGACACCUCGUCGGCUGGCCUCGGCCUCAACACCUCGACAGCUUCCGCCGAGCCCGAGACCGCCGGCGUCCUCUCGGCGUCGGUCGUCGACGCCGACGCGCCGUAUCUGGACCCACGCGCUGACCCAGACUCGUUCGAGUACGCUCAUCUCUUCCGGAUCCGCGCCUCGCUCCGCUUCGGUGCUCUUCACGCCUGGCUCGCCGCCCGCGAUCGCGGCGGCUCGGACCGCGCUGGAGUCAACAUGGCCCUCCUCUAUGAGAACAUGCGCUAUGAGGCCCAGUUCAACGCCGGCGAGAUGGACCGGACGGCAGGCCGCCCGCUCCGCUACGGAACCCCUAUCCAGCUACAGCACGUCCUCUCCGGCAAGUUCAUCGGCCGCCAGGGCGCCUCGUACGAGCUGGUCCUCGUCGACGAGGCCCACGCCGCGUCCGUCUUUACCCUCGCCUCCAAGUACCGUAUUCGCCAGGACGACGACUUGGUUUUCGUUGGCGAUCCCAUCGGCCUGUACAAUAACCUUGGUCAAUGGCUCAAUGCCGACACAGACUCGGCCCUCAACCUCCACGGCAUGGUCUCGCUCCGCGUCGGCGGCGGCUUUGCCUUUUGGCAUCCGCGCCUCUUCUCCACCACUCCGCCGUCCACUUCUCAUGACGAUUCCCGUUUGGCUUCUGCUCCGCUGUCGUCGACUUCCACCCGCAGCGAUCGGCAGACCCCAUUCUCGCUCCGCGCCAUCGACGAAGCCGGCGCCGAGGCGCACGGCCACGCCUCGUCCGGCGAUCCUCACCUCACCCUCGGCAACGUUGUCCAGCUCUACAACAUCGAGCACGAGGGCUUUCUCGCGGUCGAGGCCUUUCUCGACUCGGGCUCGGAGCUUGUCUGCGUCCACGCUCACCCGUCGCCGUCGUCAAAGGCCUCGGCCGACGUCACCCUCAAUGCCAACACGCUGUGGCUGCUCGAGCUGGUCGAACCAUUCUCGCGGCCCGUACUUCUUGCCUCCAAUGGUCGCAUCUGUUACCGGCUCCGCCAUCUCCGCUCUGGCUCGUAUCUGGCCAUUGCCGACGACGAGCCCAUCGACCUUGAAAACGACGGCGCCACCCUCCACUGGCUCUUCCGCGACGAGCGCGCCUUCCCCGACCUUGUCACCGCCGUCACCGAUCCGACGGAUGCCGGCGACGCCGCCAUUUUCUUUAUCGACCGCAUUGCCGACGCCGCCGCCCCGCUGCGCCUCGACGACGCCGACCUCCUUGACUUUGGCAACCGCGUCCUCCUCCGCCACGCCUCCUCCGGCUCGGUCCUGGCUACCAUGACCCGUGCCGUCCACCAGAUGCGUGAGAACGACGUCAUGUUUCCGAACACCGCUGCGGCAUCGACCGCCGCGGCCGCGGCCGCUGGAGCCGCUGCCUCGGCCCGUGCUCGCGCCGCCGUCAUGGCCGCCGUCCGUGGCGCCGCAACCCUCGGUAUCUCUGACCCAACCUCGGCCCGUGUCUCUGCCGCUGUAGCCUCGCGCAUCCUCCGCUAUCCGCUCCAGCCUUCCCCGUUCAAGCGCUCCUCGCGCGCCCUGGUCAACUCCUUCCAGCUCCGCGCCGUGCCCGAGCUCCUCUUUCGCCUUGCCGCCCUCCUCUCCGCCGUCCGCGCCGCGCAGGCCGACUACCUUGCGCUCUGGCGCAACCAGGACUUUUUGCCUACCCCGCGCCAGCUGCGGCCACUCUGGAUUGCGCUCCGCUCGCUCGUCUCCAUUCUUCGUGAGCCACAACGCCUCGUCCACCAGGGCUCCCGCAUCGGUCCCAUCUCGUCCGCCACCACCGACUCGGCCCUCCGCGAAGCCGGCUUUUCCUCCCUUGCCCACCUCCGCCAGCAAAUCCAGCGCUUUGUGGGCGAGUUUGGCAUCAUCCGCCUCGCCCUGGACAUGCUCUCGGCACCCUUUACUGAGCUCGCACCCACAACCUCAGUCAUUACCACUUCGCGUCUCGCCAAUUCGCUCCUCAUCCACGCAGUCAAGGACAACAUCUACAACGCCGCGUUGGUCUUUCCCAUGUUUGACGCUCUCAUCGCCCUCCUCGGCUACGACCUCAACACUGCAGCCACACUCGCCCACGUCUUUGACCGCAACGAGCUCCUUCUCCACGCCAUAUCUCCCGACCACGUCACCCGCUUUGUCGCUCUCCUGGACAAGCGAUCCGCGUCUCCAGACUCGCGCUUUGUCCUCCGCCGCUACCUCCGCCUCCUUUCGUCUAUCACCGUUUUUAACGGCCGCGGCGUGCUUGCUAAUCAAGAGCUUGUCACCAACUCGCUCGUUGUCAAUGCACCGCACCUCCUCAUCCGCUUUACUCAGCCCGGAGGUGGCCGCCCGGCCCUCGCUUGGCUCGGCGACACCUCGAUUUCGCUUACAGAGCUCGAUACCCGCGCAGACUUUGCCCCCCAGCGCGAGUACCUCGUUGCCCAGCUCGAGCUGUUGGCUAAUCUCGUUCACUCGCGUUCACACUUUAUCUCCACCGUGGUUCAGACGGUUGUCCCGUUCCCGCUCGUCUUUUCAGUUGUCUCCUCGCCUGACUAUUCUUACCCGCUCCGUGCAGCCUUUCUCCGCGUUCUCCACCACGCUUACGUCGACGUCGAUCCUUUUCAUGCCAUCCCGCUCCUCCAGCCAAUCCAUAUUUGGUCUUCGCUUGCUCUGGACGCGACCGAUGACUCGGGCACUGGCUCGAGCGCCGCAUCCGAAUCCUUGUCCGAGGCUGGAGGCGAGUCGGCGGCCCCGCCCGCCACCCGCUUCUCAGCCACCGGCGCAUGGGCCUCGUACGCUCGCCAGGGACGCGACCGCAUCGAGCGAAACCCGCAGCUCAAGGCCGUCGAGACCAUGGUUCUCCGCCAGCUCGGUGCCAUCGGCGCCGCCUACGGCGCUGAAAACCACCCUUUCAACACCUCGGGCUAUAAGACCUCUGCAGCUGGCAUUGAUGCCUACUCGCCAUCAAGCGUCGACGAAGCCGGCUUUACCACCUUUGUCCUCGCCAUGCUUAUGCUCCUGCAUCUCAUGCUCAAGUUUGGCCUGUUCCGUGACCACACCCACCGGCUUCACCUAGUUCAAGCACUGCUACCGCUGCUGGAGCGUGCGACGGCCCAGAGCUCUGACGAGACACACUCGUCGGCCGACGCGGCCGACUCGCCCUCGGCCGAGUUCUCCGACGUCGACUCGUAUGCCUCGUCGGCCACGACCUCGUCGCCCUCCCACCGAUCGGCCUACGAUGUGGUUGGCUCAUGCGAUCCCGUCGCUGUCCCCGACGCCGACGACCACGAAGUCGGUGUCUCUGCUGACCUAUUUGACAUCGCCUUUGACCACAGCCAGAUCCUCGACUCGCACGGCACCGUGGGCAGUUCCGAGACCGCGUGGUCCUUUGUCCGCCAGGCUAUCCUUGUCCUCUUUGACGCCGUCCACGAGCUCGAGGUCUCAGCCUCACUCUCCGGCCUCCUCACUCUCCUCCACACGGCGGUUCGACCGUACAUCUCCCGCCUCACCCGGGUCUUUCAGUCGUCCAUUCGUCCCACCAUGACCCACGCUGCAUCCACAGCCUCACUCACGCUCCACGACAUGGCCAACUCGGGUGUGGCCACGGCCAUCUCACCAACGAUCGCCCUCCUCCGCGCCACCCUCGAAGAGCUCCCGCGCCUCGCCGAUCUCCUCGACGAGGUCCACAUCCGCUCCUCAGGCUUUUUCGACCAGUCGCCGCUUCUGGCACUCCUCACCGAGCCGGCCACCACGAACGCGCUCUUUGGCAUUGUCCUGAACGCCUCGUCAACCCCACUGGUCACCCAAGCCUUUGGCCUUCUCACAUCCUCGCGGACCCAUGUGCUCUCGGUUCUCCGCGCUGCCGAGACCACCCAGAUCAUCGCCCUUCGCCAGAACCGCGAGUCGUUUACCCGCAUCGCUAACCUCAAGUUUGAGCUUGAGGAGCUCCUCACCUCGACCUGGUGCCUCGACGUAGCCAACCGCGUCCUCUACCUCCUCGAGACCGCUGCCUCUAUGCUUGAUCCCAGCUCGCCGCUCUGCUUCUCCCACAAGCAGAAUCUCAUGCUCUUUCACCACUUUCGCAUCCUCCCGCUCAUCAUGCAAGUCGUUGCCCUCACCCUCGCCUCACGAGCGCUCUCGGCCAAACUCCGCGCUGAAGCUGUCGAGUCAGCCGCGCGCUCGAUGAUUCUCGACGUCGACUCACCGCUUGUUCGUGACGCUCCCGUCCCCGUGCCACCACGAGACGACUCGUACUCGUACAUCGAGACCUACGAGCUCGAUACCGAGGCCAGCGAACAGCAGGCCUCAUCUUCGGGCCUCACAUCGCUCUCGUACUCGGAAUACGAUGACGAUGACGGCGAGUCAUACGAGUAUGCUCCGCCCUCGCCGGGCGACAACUCGUCGGACUCGCUUCCCAGCGAGCUGGGCGACUCGAUUGCCAUGCGGGUCGAGCCGGACGACAUAGCGUUGCCGGCGCCGCUUGCUGACCUCACACCGGCCUCGCUCGCUACCACACUCGAUACUAUCGAGACGCAGCUGCUCAUCAGCGCGCUCGAGCUCAUUCCGGCGUACUGCGCCGGCUCGCCUGCUGCACAGCAGCUGCUUGUCGGCUACGUUGAGCUCAUUAUGUCGGUUGUAGCCAAGGAGGCUCGCCCCGAGCUCGAGCACACCCGCGUCGCUGUCGACACUGCUGCCGUCGAGGCGCUCGCCUCUAUCUUUCGCAACAACUUUGGGCUGGCGUCCGAGCUCGACGCCGUCGUCAUCCAAGCCUUUGUCGCUUUUGCCGGUUCUGAAGGCACCCGCGCGCCGCGCUAUCUCCGCUUUCUCCGCGAGCUCACCGUGGUGGUCACCGGCCAGAGUGUAUCUGCGCUCAAACGAAACCAGAUUCUCAUUCUCAACACGCUGUCGAUGAUGCCGCCACAGAGCUGGCUUGUCGUUUAUGAUGGGCCGUGCGACAUCGCGCCCGAACUCAUUGACGAUCCCGAGUCGUCGUUUCAUUAUCACGUCGAACUCAUCCACCUUCUUGCAGCCUGUGCCCGCGGCAAGCACCACCUUGCCGAGGUCAUCUGCCAGGCGCUCAUCCGGCCCGAGCAGGUUGCUGCCGCCAUCAGCGACGAGGACGCGCCGCCGCAGCUCCGGGCCGCCUACAUGGCGCUUUUCCACCAUGCGUUUGUAGACACAACCCAGGCUGCACCGCUUGAUGCCACAGUGCUGGUUCUGUCGCAUGUCCGCACCCUCAUCGCGGCGUCGUGCACGCUUGACGCAACUAAUCCACAUUCGCUUGUCCACCGGACCAUGGUUGCUGCUGUUUUUGGGACCGCGCUCCCGCUAGUCUACGCGUUCUUCAUUCGAGCUUGGUCGUCGUCGCGUGACGUCGGCCCGGUCACCAAGCACCUCCCGCUCCUACGGACCCUGACCAAGCUCGCGCUGUUUGUCAUCGACUUGGGCGACGAGUUUGAGAGCUCCGGUGCCGUGCGCGACCACAUGGAGGAGCUUGUACUCGGUGUCCUCCGCGCCCUCGCGCGCAACGCCAUCGUCGACGCCGGCUCGGCCCACGUCAUCCACGACGCCGACCGAACCGACGCUGUGCUCGCGCGCAAACCCAAUUGGUCCGCCCGCCUCUUCCAGGGCCUCGGCCUCUUUGACACCGAUUCCCGCACCGCUGAGCUUGUCGAGCGCAACUUUGUCGAAGAUGCUAUCGCUGCUUAUCGGAGCCAGCUGGUGGACUUGGUGGUGGGCAUGACUGCGUCUGAGACCGAGUCGACGCCAGCCUGGCUCCGCCGCUUGCGCUGGCUCCGCCGUCGGCGUCGUGGCCGCAAGUUUCUCCCUACGCCUGUGCCGGCGCUCACCUCUGCCCCCGGCGCACAGCUCGCUGGCGAGCAGCUCGGCAAUGUUGUUAACAGCGGCGUCGGCUCGCCUUCGCUUCACAUGAAGCCGUGGACGCUCCUCAUCGAGCUCCUGUGCUCCAAGACCAAGCGCCCGGUCAUCCUUCGUCUCAUCGAGCUGCUAGACGAGUUUGAGUCGCGCGGACUUGUCCUUGCCGCCCGCAACGUCGUCCAGGUUCUCAUCGACGCCCUCGCCUUUGAGCGCCAGUCUGGCGAAGCGGCAGCCGAGCGUCCACUCCGCGACGCCUUUGUAGCCGCCGGCGUCAUCCAAAAGGCGGUCCAGGUCCUCGGGACGGCGCACUCGCUCCUGGUGGAGCCCACGCUUUGGCUCGUCAUCCGGCUGCUCGAAGGUGGGAAGCGGAGCGUGCAGGACGCAUUUUACGACGUUGUCUCAUCGCCGAGUACCUCGUUCUUCAAGGUCCUCUCGCGCAUCAUUCGCUCGGCGGCGCGAACGCUGGAGGAGGUUUCGUCGGCGUCCGACAGCGUGGCCGGUCUCGGUGCCGACAGCGGCGUUGGCGCCCACACCGCGACGCCGGUUCCCGCCGUCGACGCCGACCAUGCCACUGGCAUCCUCCACUCGAUUGCCCAGAGUGACAAGGUCACCCGCAACGCAGCCAUUGUCGGCGCUGCAGACCGGACAUGCCCGCAUCCACAGGCGGCCACGAGUGCGCACACGCUUGUGGGCCACGUGGUCGUCCUUGUCCAGUGGAUGGUCGCCAAUCAACACUCGGGCUUGCAGAAUCUGCUCCGCGACCAACCGGGCGCGACACAGCCGACCAAUGUGGUCCGCGAUCUGAUCUCGUUCUUCACCCUGUACGUCGCUUUUCUCCGGCCGAACAACCUGCUGCUCGCAACCCAGCUCCUGCACACUUUUGCCGAGCUCUGCAUGGGCCCAUGCUCGGGAAACCAGGAGAUCAUUUCGGUGACGAGGCUGUGCAAGGUCGUCAACGAGGUUCUCUCUACCGACACUCUCGCGCUCGUCAUGUCGUCGUCGUUCUUUGCUUCGGCCGGCCGCGAUGACGCCAACAACGCCGACGCACCCGACGACGGCACGGCGUCGGCGGUCCUCUCACUCCCCGACGUCGACGAGGCUCUUCUCCCUGUCUUUGCCGCCUCGCCUCACUUUCUGGCCGGCCUCGGCCAGAUCCGCAUGGCCAUGGCUGCCGCUGCCGCCGACGAGCUUGCGUCAACAGCAAGCCCGGAGCAUGGGAUGACCCGCGCCGAAGCCGAAGCCGACGCCGAGCGCUACCACGCGGUCCAGACCGGCGUUGGUCGCGGUGGCGAUGGCGAGCCUGGCGAGGCUGUCUUUGUGGACGUCGGCAUCUCGGCCUUUCGCCCUCAGCCACAAAACGAGACUCUCGAGUCGUCACCGGUCACAGGUGAGAGGAGGGGCGAGGCCGGGCACGCUUCUGCUAGUGACGGCGACGGCUCUGGCUGCGCCGUGUGGAGUGCCGUCAAGCGGCUCCGGGCCGGUAAGGCCAGCAGCGGCGAGAGUCUGCGCGAGCUGGGUUUGGAUCCGGACUCCAGGCGCCCACGCGAUCCGCGGUACGCCCACCUCAACAUUGCCGCAGGCGACAAUGGCAUGGCGCUGUUUGUCGUCGAUGACGACGAGGAAAGAGGAGGCGGCGACGACGAAGACGACCAAGUUGACGAGUACAAUGGCGAUCGCCGCGGUACACCAGGGAGCACGCGGGUCAAGGAGGCGCCUGCUGAGCGUCGGCGGCGUCAGGCGACGCACGUGUACCUGGCGCAGUUGCGGCUUGCGGCGCUCGACACACUGCACGCACUGCUGGAGGGCUCGACUGUCCCGUCGUGGAACGUGGCUGUUCACCGGCGGAUGAUUGACCAGCUCAACUUGGUGCGGUUUGCCGACACAGCGGCAGCUACAGCAAAGCUCUCGCUCUCGUCGCGGAGGGUGUGGGGCGGCGGGCGACGGAUCAAGCUGUGGGAGCGACUCAAGAGUCUGCGCGCCCGCGAGGGCUUCCAGGCCUACAUCCUGCUCGCCAAGUUGAUGGACUUGGAGCCGCAGUCGCGCCGGGUGCUGGAGGCGUUGCGGACGCACGACUUGAGCGCAUACGUGGCGCUUCGCGGGCGGGUCGAGUACGUCAAUGCCGACCGCGAGCUGGAACGCCUCUACUUUCGAAUUCCGGAUCACUGCUUCAACCUGACCAAGGAGCGGUGGGACCGGUUUGUGCUCGACAUCGACCGCGACGACGAGAAGCUCAAGGACUUUAUGGUCAAGUCAGAGGACCUCUCGUUUGAGCUGAAGACCAAGUCUGUCCAGCCGCUUGGCGCCAUCGGCCGCUACAUUCAGCAGCGCGACUUGUGGUGGAAAGACAUGUCGUUCUGGACGGCGGUUGUCAUCAACAUCCUCAUGAUUGCGUUUUGGCGGACGAGCAGCGGCGGUGAGAUAUCGUACAUUGCCGACAGCGUCCGUGGCGUUAUUGUGGCACUGGGUGUGGUGACGCUCGUCACCUCGGGCCUCACCACGAUGGCAUACCUGAUGUCGCUCGGCCCGCUCAUCUUGUACAAGUCGUGGAAAAGUGAGGAGCCCGUGGUCGAGUUUGACGAGCGCGAGCGGAACGUGUGGUUUGUGCUCAAGUCGACGCUCUUCCUCCUCCGCAACUCACGGUGUCUCUUCUACGUAGCGUACUUUGUGACGGCGCUCCUUGGCCUUGCCGUCUCGCCGUUCUACUUUUCAUUCCACUUGCUCGACAUUGUCAACCGGUCUGCGACGCUGCGGUCGGUCAUCCAGUCUGUGACGCUUAAUCUGGCCUCCAUUGUCUUUACAGGCGUGCUCGGCAUGCUCGGCAUCUACUACUACGCCAUUGUGGGCUUCAACCUCAUGCGCGACGACUUUGUGCUCGAGGGCUCACGGUAUUGCGACUCGCUCGCGCUGUGCAUUGUGACGGUGGCGAACCUCGGGCUGCGAGCCUCAGGCGGCAUCGGCGACAACAUGGUGCUGCAGCCGUACUCGGUUGACCACUCGCUUGCACGCGUUGCCUUUGACCUCUCGUACUUUUUCUUUCUCGUCGUCAUCUUUCUCUCCAUCUUCCUCGGCAUCAUCACCGAUACCUUUGGAGAGCUCCGCGCCCGCCGCAACUAUCUGCAGAACGAGAUCCGCAACCACUGCUUUGUGUGCGGGGUUGACCGUUCGCGGCUGAUGCGCGACGGCAACGGGUUCUCCACACACGUCUCGUCGGAACACAACAUUCGCCACUACAUGUUCCUCAUCUCCUACCUCCGCGAGCUCCCGCUGCUGCAGCAGAGUGGCGGCGAGGCGUACAUAGCCCGCAAGAUCCUGGUCUACGACACCUCGUUCUUCCCCGAGCAGCGCGCCAUGUGCUUUGAGCGCUCUGCGCAGCGCGACACUGUCGAGCUGUGGGAGCUGGCCGCCAAGGUCGACGACGUCCGCAACGACCACGACCGCAUGCUCGCCGAGGUCCGCCGCUACUGUGCCGCCCUUGAGCAGGCCCAGCUCCGCGCCAAACGUGAGCAAGACACCGACCUGGAGAUCCUCCUGGCCGAGCUCCGUGUCCAGCAGGACAUGACGAGAGUUCUUGCUACACGCAUCGAGUCGGCGCUGGCAGGAAGCGAGUAA